Molecule: messenger RNA, 210 nt
Organism: Miscanthus lutarioriparius
Lineage: Eukaryota; Viridiplantae; Streptophyta; Magnoliopsida; Poales; Poaceae
Source: the annotation of a GenBank genome assembly
AUGGGGGCCGAUUACUACAAGGUCCUCGGCGUCGACCGCGGCGCCGGCGACGACGACCUCAAGAAGGCCUAUCGGAAGCUCGCCAUGCGAUGGCACCCCGACAAGAACUCCACCAACAAGAAAGAGGCGGAAACCAAGUUCAAGGAGAUCUCUGUGGCAUACGAGGUUGCCCGCCCCUCCCUCUCACUCUGCAUCUGUUGCCAGGAUUAA